This is a messenger RNA of Vitrella brassicaformis, 882 nucleotides long. The record is from the annotation of a GenBank genome assembly. NCBI's taxonomy places the organism in Eukaryota, Vitrellaceae.
AUCGGACAGCUCACUUAUCCAUCCGCUCGUUACCUGCAGCUGCUCAUCCACCCCCAUAACCGAUGCCAGUCCGCCUGCCAUCCGACGAAGGGCGGCUCGUGAGGGUCAGUGGCCUGGGUCUGAAUGCAGCCAGCGGCCCGCAGAAUGGCCUGGCGCUUCGUCUUCCUUUCAGCGUCGCGCUUGGCCUUGUCUUUCUGUGCCUUCUCCGCCGCUUCCAUCCUCCUCGCCUCCUCGUUCUUGGCCGCGAUGGCCUCGUCACGGGUGGCGUAGGUGGCGACCUUGAUCUGGCGGCCUUCGUAGGUCAUGGAGUAGACGGAGGGGCGUCGGGCAGCCGCUGCUGGUGCUCGUGCCGGGCGGAUGCUGGGGGGGAGGGGGGGAUGGCCAGGGCCUGAAAGAACAGCACGACGAGAGAGAGAGAGAGAGAGAGGGAGAGAAAGCAUCUCUGCACUGCCUGCCUCUUUUCCUUGGCUGGCUUCCAAGUGAACGCAGCCCACCCACCCGUCGCACUCACCUCUGUGCUGCCAUGAGCGAUGCUGGUGGGUGUGGUGCGCGGCGUGGGCGGCGGAAUGCAUCGCCACGCCUUCAGGGGAUUGUGCAGCUGAGCUGCUGCCACCUACAGUGCAGUCAAAACAACAAGGGUACGUAGAUUCCCCAUUGAACGAAUGCACAUUUGAAUCAUGCAUGCUUCCCCAUCCGUCCCACCGCACUUACGUCCUGUGGUGGUGCCGCUGCUGUGCGCUGCCCGCGGGCGCAUGUCCUGAUGCGUCGCACCCUCCCGGCGCUUGAGCAUCAUUAUCAAUGACUCUGCAUGCGUCGCUGGCGGUUGCGGCUGCCACACGCCGAUCCGACACACUCUCUGCGCGGAAAUCGCCUUUUGCAGCC